Lathyrus sativus (Indian pea) is the source of this 825-nucleotide messenger RNA. The record is from the annotation of a GenBank genome assembly. Lineage: Eukaryota; Viridiplantae; Streptophyta; Magnoliopsida; Fabales; Fabaceae.
AUGAAUCCGAGCCAGUUCGACGGUAACGCUGCCUUCUCCGGCGGCGGUUUCACGACUACUCAGACCACUUCUGGCGGCGACUCUCCAUUCAAUCCCUCCAAGAAUCGUGAUACUCAGGCCUUGCUUCCUUUGACGAUCAAGCAGAUCAACGAUGCUUUUCAAGCAAGUGAUGAUAAAACCAAUCUGACUAUUGAUGGUGUUGACGUUGGCACAAUUUCUCUUCUUGGUAGAGUGUGCAACAAAGCUGGACAGAUCACUGAUGUUAAAUUUGUACUUGAUGAUGGUACUGGAAUGAUCGAGUGCACUAAAUGGCUUCAAGAACCUGCAGAUUCAAUUCAAGUAGAGAGUAUCUUAAAUGGAACGUAUGUGCGGGUUUAUGGACACUUGAAAGGCUUUCAGGGUAAAAAAAACUUAAAUGUUUUCUCUUUUAGGCCUGUGACUGACUUCAACGAGAUUGCCCACCAUUUCAUUCAUUGCAUAUAUGUUCAUCUAUAUAAUUCGAGAUUACGGGCUAGCAACCCCAAUCUGCAACAUGUUCCUAAUUCCACUCAAAUCACUCCCACGAGAGGUCAUCAAUCUCAAGCCUUUUCAGCAAAUCAACAGUUUUCUGGUAAUAAUGGUCAGAAGAGUGUUGAAGAAUUGGUAUUAGAUAUCUUGCAUCUUUCCACAAACAGGACAAAGAUGGGGGGAACCUCUCUUGAUGUUAUUAGACAACAUCUUGGAAUUCCCAUGGAUAAACUCAUGCUGGCUAUUACAAAUCUUGCGAAUGAAGGUACCAUUUAUGAAGGUGAACAAAAUCACUAUAAGUCAAUUGUCAACGGUUGA